AUUUUGGGACUCAUGAUCCUUACCGACUUCCAUGUGGAUUCAAGCUGAAAUCAAACAAAAAAGAUGAAUCGCGAGAGCUAAAGUUAUCAUAAGCACACCAGGUGGAAACUAUCUUACAUUGGACGUAUUUGGCCAAAAUGUAGCAGCAAUUGCUGAAAUAGAUGAAGCCGAAGUCACUGCUGACAACCUAAUCUCUGCACAGCCCUUCUCAUGUUCUUAUAAUGGUACUGUCAUGAACUCAGUUACGCGACCUUGAUAACUACCAGUGCGAAUAGUCUGCAGGAGGGCUGACAGUGACGACAUUGGACUGCAUCUCAAGAUCCUGUCCCUCCUCGAGAACCCGGCCGUCAUCGUGGCAGCUGCAUGCUGCAGCCGGAGAUGCCAACACUCUCAGAGAGUUCCUACGCAAACAUCCCACAGAGGUGAACACCAAGGCAGCUGGCAAGGCAGCCAUCCACUGUGCCUGUGCAGCUGGCAAUGUGGACGUGCUCAAGGUCAUCAUGGAGUUCGCCCCCAAUGUGGAAGUGGGGGCUGCUCGUAUUGGGUUCCUACCAGCUGUGGAGCACUUCAACCGUCGGUUUGUGGAGCACAUCAACCUGCUCAAGGACGACGGGUACACUCCCCUCCACCUGGCAGCACUCAAUGAUCACCUGGACGUUAUCACUGCCUUCGCUAAAGUGGUGCAGUGUGACCUCAAUGCUAAGACCAACCAAGGUCAGACAGCACUUCAUCUUGCUGUCCACCAAGGUCACGCUCGUAUCAUCGAGAGACUGGUGGGGUUCGGGGUAGACAUGAAUAUUCUAGACAGUGAUGGAGACACAGCUCUUCACAUGGCCGUGGUCAAGGAGACAGUGGACAACCUCACACAAGAGACUCCUCAACUCAAGAAGGUGAAAGACAGGUUGCCUGGUCAGCAGCUGAAGGCGGUUAUUCCGUGCUUCCUAGUACAAGAAGGUUCAGAGAUGUUCAAGACUAACAAGAAAGGCCGGAAUCCAUUGGAGGUUUGCUCACCUGACGUAGCAACCAUCGUCAUGGGCUUCGACAAGGACGGUGGAGGUGUGAAGUUCCAUGGUAGUCUGAAAUCACCUGCUCCCCCAGUGGUGGUUCAGGGCACACAGAGAGGACCUUUGGUGUACCCUACUCCCUUGCGUACUGGCAGUGCCACCCACCACCCACCCACAGCCUCUCUACCAGUUGGAGUUAUGAUCCCUGCUGGAGCCACUGGAGGUGGUAGUGUGGGUGUGGCCAUUGAGCCGUGCUUCCUGUGUGAGGCUCCAGUGGACGUCAAGUUUGAGCCAUGUGGUCACGCUGUCAUGUGUGCAGAAUGUGCACAGAGAGCCAAGAAAUGCCCCACUUGCAAAGCUGCAGUCAAGACUAUCUCCAAGCUGUCCAAGGUUUGUGUGAUGUGUAAUGAAGAGGAGGCCACAGCCACUGUCAAGCCAUGUGAUCACACCUUCUGUCCAGAAUGUGCCCGGAGGAUGAAGACAUGCUUCGAGUGUCGAGUGCUUAUUACUGCAAAAGAGGGACUACCCCCCGUCUCGGCCACCAGUGUCCAUCCGCUGGCCAACCCUGACUCUGAAUCUAAUUGUCCUAUUUGUCUGACAGAGCCUAAGAACACGGCCUUCCUCUGUGGACACCAGACAUGCUGGGACUGUGCACAGAAGGUCGACCAUUGCCCAGUGUGCAGGAAGUUUGUGACUCACAGAAUUCAGUUGUUCCAGUGACAAUUUAGUAUUUAUUUCGUUUCUUUCUUUUCUGACUUUGUAUAUCUUAUGCAGACUGUUUUGAUUUUAUGGGCUCCGUUUUAAUUGGUUUGUACACGUGCAGUGAACAUUAGACAACUUUUGUGUGUAGUGUUAAUUGUUGUUUCGUUAUUUAUGUCAAUUAUUAGUUACCAUGUUUAAUUGUAUACUCUUUUGAUAA
Molecule: messenger RNA, 1923 nt
Organism: Halichondria panicea
Lineage: Eukaryota; Metazoa; Porifera; Demospongiae; Suberitida; Halichondriidae
Product: E3 ubiquitin-protein ligase MIB1-like
Exons: 13
Coding region: 501-1724 (407 amino acids)
Biological process (GO): protein ubiquitination
Cellular component (GO): cytoplasm
Molecular function (GO): protein binding
Source: RefSeq, a predicted model, not a curated record